Spea bombifrons (plains spadefoot toad) is the source of this 3073-nucleotide messenger RNA. It is a transcript of the gene FOXO3, whose product is annotated as forkhead box O3. The record is from RefSeq and is a predicted model, not a curated record. Gene Ontology annotation, biological process: regulation of transcription by RNA polymerase II. Gene Ontology annotation, molecular function: RNA polymerase II cis-regulatory region sequence-specific DNA binding; DNA-binding transcription factor activity, RNA polymerase II-specific. Gene Ontology annotation, cellular component: mitochondrial matrix; nucleus. The transcript has 3 exons. NCBI's taxonomy places the organism in Eukaryota, Metazoa, Chordata, Amphibia, Anura, Pelobatidae. The coding region runs from base 2 to 1939 and encodes 645 amino acids.
UAUGGCAGAAGCCUCCCCGUCUCCCUCCGUGUCCCCUGUGGGGGAGCUGGAUAUAGACCCGGACUUCGAGCCCCAGAGCCGGCCCCGCUCCUGCACGUGGCCCCUGCAGCGGCCCGACUCCCAAGUCAGCCCUGGCAAGCCUUGCCGCGGAGAGGUCGGGGACUCGUCCUCCUCUAUCAUCCCGGAGGAGGACGACGAUGACGAGGAGGUGGCGGCUGCCUCCGCUGCUGUAGCCGGUGAGCCGUUGGAACGACGAACGGUGGUGCUGGUGAGCGGAGGUGAAGGGGGGACCAUGACCGUGCUGGCGUCCCCGGUUGGCGGGGCGGAGGCGGCGCAGGCUCCGCUGGGAGGUGCCGGAGGAGCGGGAAGCGGAGCGGCCGGCCAGCAGCGGAAGUGCUCGUCCCGCAGGAACGCCUGGGGCAACAUGUCUUAUGCAGACCUCAUCACCAGGGCCAUAGAGAGCUCCCAGGACAAGAGGCUCACCCUGUCCCAAAUAUACGACUGGAUGGUCCGCUCCGUGCCCUACUUCAAGGACAAGGGGGACAGCAACAGCUCGGCGGGGUGGAAGAACUCAAUUCGGCACAACUUGUCUCUGCACAGUAGAUUUAUUAGAGUUCAGAAUGAAGGCUCUGGAAAAAGCUCAUGGUGGGUGAUUAACCCAGAAGGAGGAAAAGGCGGAAAAGCACCUAGAAGACGUGCUGCUUCAAUGGAUAACAGCAACAAAUACACAAAGAGCAGGGGGAGGGCAGCUAAGAAAAAGGCAUCUAUGCAGGGUGCUCAGGACUCUACAGAUGACAACUCGCAACUUCCUAAAUGGCCCGGGAGCCCCACAUCCCGCAGCAGUGACGAGCUGGAUGCCUGGACAGAUUUCCGCUCCCGCACAAACUCUAAUGCAAGUACAAUAAGCAGUCGUUUGUCACCUAUUCCAGCAAACGCCGAGCUAGAUAAUGUUCCGGAUGAUGAAUCACCCUUGUCUCCCAUGCUUUAUAGCAGCCCGGGUAGUCUGUCUCCAUCCUUAAGUAAACCAUGCACAGUGGAGUUGCCCAGGAUUACUGAUAUGGCUGGAACCAUGAACUUAAAUGAUGGACUAUCAGAGAAUAUCAUGGAUGACCUGCUGGAUGACAUUUCCCUCACUCCUUCUCAGCAGACAUCUCCUGGUGUUCACAUGCAAAGAAGUUCCAGUUUUACAUAUGGCACUAAGGGCUCUCCUUCUGGUAGCUUCAGCAACACUAGUAGCUUCAACUUUCCUUUAACCUCCCUGCGUCAGUCACCAAUGCAAACCAUCCAAGAGAAUAAGCAAGCAAUGUUUCCUUCCAUGAACCAUUACAGCAACCAGUCCCUGCAGGAUCUAUUAACCACUGAUUCACUCAGCCAUAGCGAUGUACUAAUGACGCAGUCUGAUCCACUCAUGUCCCAAGCCAGUACUGCCAUAACUGCCCAGAAUGCCCGAAGGAAUAUUAUUCUAAGGAAUGAUCCCAUGAUGUCAUUUGCAGCACCCUCCAACCAAGGGGCUAAUCAGAACUUGCUCCACCACCAGCAUCAGUCCCAUAAUUCUUUUCCUGGUGGCAGCCGUGCCUUGUCAAACAGCAUAAGUAACAUAGGCUUAAAUGAUAGUAACAACCUGGAUGCAUCCAAACACCAGCAGCAGUCUUUAGUCAGUCAUUCUAUGCAAACCCUCUCGGACACGCUCUCAGGAUCCUUGUAUUCCACAGGCAUGAGCCUUCAAGUGCAUGAAAAGUUCCCAAGUGACUUGGACCUGGAUAUUUUCAAUGGGAGCUUGGAAUGUGACAUGGAGACUAUCAUACGCAAUGAACUAAUGGAUGCAGAUGGGCUGGAUUUUAACUUUGAUUCCCUCAUCUCCUCCCAGAAUGUCAGUUUAUCUGUGGGAAAUUUCACAGGUGCUAAGCAGACGUCAUCACAGAGUUGGGUGCCGGGCUGAUGAAUGUCUGAGAAGACUGAGCUGCCAGGCCCAGGAACUGACAAUUGACCCUAAAAUUGAAACCCUUUGCCAAAACUGCUGUCAGCAAGUGGACAGUGACUCUGUUUACAGCUAAUAACCUUUUCAUGAAAACUGCAUCAUUCUCCUCAACUUACAAAGACUGUUAACUGAAACCCCUAUCACCCCAAGUACAGGCCCUUCCAGGAUUUUAUUAUAUAUAUUUUUUUCCCAACUUCUUUUUUUCACUUAUGCAAAUUCAUCUUCACAGGAUGAAACGAAAGGAACCUGCAGUAGGGAGUAUGAUGUAAUCGUGAUACAGUUGUCCUGUAAACAGCCUUAUAACGCAGAAAUUAGAAAGAGCUGAGAAGCCAAGCUUGUUCAGAAGUCUCGACUUAACCUUCCCAGCCCAGAAGUGGUUAAUAUUCUAUACAAUGUUAACGCUUUGUAUACCAGAGAGGAGCCAAAAUAUUGUUCAUCUGCCUGGUAUUUUAAGGGAGAUGGUGUUGAAUAUGUAUGUAUUUUGGUUUUUUGUUUAAUUUUUAAGUGGCUAGUUGAUUUCUUCCCCCCAUAUAAGUAGAUAUUUUUAACUGGUAAGCAUUCAUAUAAGCUAACUGAUGACCCAAGUGUGUUCUGCCGCCUUCUUUCUGUCUAAGACUCAGUUUUCCAUGGAAAAGACUAUUUACUUAACAUUUUGAUUUCCGUUUCAAACCUACCUGUAUUUUUAUGAAACAAUGAGGCAAUUCAGGGAUAAACAUAUGUUGCUGACAUGGUACUACUUCUUGUCAUCCCCAAUCCAGAUGUACACUGCUGUAUUUUACUAAUAUAUAUCCUGAAAAGUGGAGUUUUUACAAUUUCCUUUUAUGGUCCUAGUUUUAUUCUCUCCUGCUUUCUCUUUUCCUAGUGUUUUCUGUUGCUUUUUUUGUUUGUUUGUUAUGUACCAAAUAUGUCUGGAAAGGGUUUGCGAAACAGCCGUCAAAACAAUGCAGCUGUUGUUAAUAGGCUAGGAGAUGUAUACUAAAGUGUCUGUACAUUCAAGGGCACUACCUGGGUCUUCCAUGGGCUCACACUAUAAGAACAAUCCAUCCUGCAAAUCCAGAGCCCAUAUACCGGAAUAAUAAAAUGAUCCUACAGUGA